Messenger RNA from Lucilia cuprina (Australian sheep blowfly), 4240 nucleotides. RefSeq names its product CDK5 and ABL1 enzyme substrate 1. The record is from RefSeq and is a predicted model, not a curated record. Lineage: Eukaryota; Metazoa; Arthropoda; Insecta; Diptera; Calliphoridae. Bases 1493 to 3832 code for a protein of 779 amino acids. The transcript has 10 exons. Gene Ontology annotation, biological process: regulation of cell cycle.
UUAUAUUUUUCCACAGGCGAGUUAUAAUUUAACGAGUAAUACCAUUAAACGCGUGAAAAUUUGUUUAAAAAUUUAAUAAUCUAUUAAAAUAAAUAAUAAAUUUUAAUAAAAAAUAACCAAAAAAUAAAUUAAAAGAAAAAUUUACAAAAUAUUUAAUAAAGAAAAAAAGUUUGGCAAAAAACCGUAAAUUUUUUACGCAACUUGCAGCAGAACCUCCACCAACCAACCAGCAAGCAAGCACUCCAAGCAAACACACAUCAUAUAUACCUACAACAAAGUAAAAGAUAAAAUUAAAAAAAAAUUUAUAUAUAACCAUAAAAACGUAUAAAGCAAAAAAAAAAAUAAAAUUCAUUAUCAAGUUAAAGAAAAUCCAGAAAAUAAACGAGUCAUUUUACACACAAAGCUUAAGUAAAUAAGAAAUGUUCUGCGACUGGUUACAAAAGUAAUUUUCCAGUUAUAAAGAAAAUAUAUAACAUAUAAAAUUUUUUACUUAAUUUGUUAAAAGAAAAGUGCAUUGUUUUGUUUUAUCUUGUUUAAAUUAAAUUUAUAAAUAUUAUUAUUUGCCAAAAUGGUACGUUUGAAACACUUGUAAAAAAAACACCAAAAUUUGUUAACAAAAUUUGGAAAUUAUUAAUUAAAUAGAAAAAUUUGUAAUAACUAAGAAUUUUCCGGCAAAUCAUAUUGAAACCUGCUAGCAGACAGACGUUUGCAUUAACAACAGCGGCAACAGAGUUUUCAAAAUAAAACUUAAAAAAAAUUACCCACAAUAAUCAAUAAUUACAAAAACUUAAACAAAAUAAACUUUAAAAAAUUUAAUUUUUGUGCAUUUUUUUCUUCUUGUCAAGUGUUUGUUUAAAAAAAUCAUUCAAAAUGUCGCGUUUAAGUUUAAAAUUUAGUAGUAAUUUUAAUUCUAAUUUAAAGACUAUAAAGUUUAUGUGAUAUUGGUUGAUCAAGACCUUUUGACAGCUGUAAUAUAAAUUCACAACCAAAGAUUUAAAGCCACACAAGUUUCUCUAAAGAAACUUGCAAAACAAAAAGCAUCACCACAUUCUUUACAUUAAAAAAAAUUAUAGAAAAAAGUUGGUCUAACUUUUUUCCAAAAAGAAAAUAACUGCUGCUAAACAUUUAAAAACCUAAAUAAUUAAAAAUCAAUAAAAGCAGCAAAUAACACAAUUUUGUAAGUUUUAAAACAAACUAAAGUAAAAAGUCUUCUUAAAGAGAGUACCAACUGAGAAAGAAUACAAGAUUUAUUUAAACGCGAUCGUUGUAAGUCAAGCUCCUAAAUUGUAUUAAAAAGUGUUUAAAACUUGAAAUAAAAUUAUAUUCAGCGCACAAAUUUAAAAAAAAGCAUUUAAAUUUAAAACUUUUUUUUUAUAUAAAAAGUAAAAAACUUUUUUUGUAAUUUUUUUUUAAAUUAAAACACCGUGAGAAGUUUUCUCUACGUCGGCUGUUUUACACGAAAAAAGCAUCUAUAAGCAAUUGUUACUGCCUAAUGGCAAGUAGUUCGUUCAAUAAAACGAGACACAGGCGCAGACUGGCUGCGAUCUCGUUUCUAUCGAAUAUUUCAUUAGAUGGCACACAUCGGGAUACUAAAUUUGGAGCAACAAUUGGCAUCUGUGGCACAGGUGCAACAAAUAACGCAACGUCGGCAAGAUUACGUGCAGGUACUAGCACUGGUGGCAAAGAAAGAUUUGAAGGAGGCGUCAACGAAAACGUACUUACCGGCAGCGGUGGUGGUGGCGGCGGAGGCGUUAGCGUCUGUACAACAAGUGGAGGAGACGAAGGAGGAUUUGGUAGUGGCAGCCAUAUUAAUACUGUGGGAGUGGAAUUAUUUGGGCAUCAAUACAACAAUUGCAACAACAAUAAUCAUUCGCAGCAAUUCUAUCAAAAGGGUUUCUAUCAUCAACAGCAUCAGCAGCAACAUCAACAGCGCAAUGGCAGCAUUAGUGGACAAUCACAGCCGCCGCCACCAGCUGCAGCUAUUCUACAACUGUCAGUUGGGCCCAUGGGUAUUGAUGAAAACCAUAUGGAUGUUUUGGUCUCUGGCAGUAUUGGAAGUGAUGAUGCCGGUAGUGCGGAUGGUGAUGGGCAUUUUAGUGAAACUGAAAAUAUGGGUUACAACUUGAUAAAUGCACAAACCGUUAACGCUAAAAGCGAUGGAGGUUACAAAGCAUUUGAUAAAGUAUCUAUGGCAGCAGCAGCAGCGGCAGCAGUCUCAGCUACAGGUCAACAAACACCUGUAUCUGGUCAAGAGAAACGCAAUGCUAAAAGACCCAAUUCAAGCGGUCGUCAACAGGGCAAUGGCAAUACUAUUUGUAAUGGUAAAACUAAUAAUUAUCAAAGACAAUAUCAACACCAAAAUAACAAACAACAUCAAGCUCAAGGUCAGCAUCAAACAGCUGGCGGUAGUGGUGGCUCGGGUGCAGAAAGUGGCAGUGAUUCCGAUAGUGUUAAGAUACCAAUGAAGGUGUCCAGUAUGGGUGCUGGCAUUUUAAUGCCAUUGCGUGAAAGAACUUUUAGCAAUGGUGCAUGUGAUACUACCGGUAUCCAACCUAGAGCUAGACUUAAUACAGCUCCCGGUAUGCGUGGUAGUGGUACAGCUUUAGCUGCAUUUGGCGCCAGUGGUGUUGGUAUUACAAAAAGACCUUAUAAUAUAAUAGGUUCCACGAUUUCUCAUAUAACAGAUGAUAGCAGCACGGAAAGUUUAACACCCGGCUCAUUUAGUAAUCGUGGCAGUAUAACGAAAUCUGUACAAAUCAACGAUUCAAAAGAUUUACGUUAUAUGAAUACACAAGCACACAAACAGCAUCAAUAUAAAGAUGAACGUGUCGUUUUGGUAUCACGUAAAGUACCAUUUUUCAUAUUUUCAGCUUUACCCUAUUAUAAGGGAAAAAAUGGCAGAGCUGAAUUACGCAAAGAGGGCCGUAGACGUAAUACUUCUGGUUCUCGUCCUUUAUCGGCUAUUAAUGAUGCUCCUUUUGAUCCAUUCGAUUUGUUGGGUAUUGAGAGAGGAGAAAGUGGCCAGGACAUUUCUUAUGGUCAUUUGUUAAUACCCUCCCGUCAGUUUAGCAAAGAGGGUAAAAAACAUGCUUCAAUUUUGGACAAUCAAAUUGAAAUAACAAGUACGGCUGCUUUAAAGAAUCAUGGCAUUGCAAGAACCAAAAUCAUGACACGACAUAAAGGCAAAUGGUGUUUUACUUAUGACAACAAUAAUCGUAAUAAUACUGCAAGUCCUUCGCCGGAUAUAAAACUUGAUUACGAAGAAUCUUUAGAGGGUAGCAGAAGUUUACAGCACUUACAAUAUUCUGCAAAUAUUUUAGAUGAUCCCGAAUUAAUAGCGGGCAAACAUCGUACUUUAUUAACAUUUACUUCAUAUAUGACUUCAGUUAUUGAUUAUGUUAGACCAUCGGAUUUGAAAAAGGAACUUAAUGAUAAAUUUAAAGAGAAAUUUCCUCACAUACAAUUGACUUUAAGUAAAUUAAGGAGCAUUAAACGUGAAAUGCGUCGCAUUAAUAAAAUGGAUAAUCGCAUUGAUUUGGUUACUAUAUCUCAAGCUUAUGUUUAUUUUGAAAAAUUAAUUUUGGCCAAUUUAAUCAACAAAUCCAAUCGUAAAUUAUGUGCUGGUGCUUGUCUUUUACUUAGCGCCAAAAUGAAUGAUGUUAAGGGUGAUUUAUUGAAAAGUUUAAUAGAGAAAACUGAAAAUGUUUUUCGUUUAAAUCGCAAAGAAUUAAUUUCUUCGGAAUUUGCUGUUUUAGUGGCUUUGGAAUUUAGUUUACAUGUUCCUAUGCAUGAGAUAUUACCCCACUAUCAACGUUUACUCUACGAAUCCUAGAAUUGGCCUAAACGCUUUGCCGAUAAGCGUUUUCUUUCGGCUGCUGCUAAUACCUCACGUUAUUAUUUACGUCGUUGUGCUAGCAGUAAAAAGUAAUUACCACAUUUUUUUCUAUAUAUAUAUACUUAAUUGUUUUAAUACCAUCAGACAUCUAUUUUUUUAAUAAUUUUUUAACUUAAAAAAACAACCAACAAAAAGAAAUUUUAUGUAAAUACUUUUUUUAUAUAUAGAUUUUUUUCUAAAACUUUUAUCUUUUUAUACUGCUCAAAAACAAGCAACUUUUAUAAAACCUAUAGUUUUUAACAACAAAUCUUAAUAAAUCCCCAGCUUUAUUUAAACAAAAUUUAUAAAUUAUCGCCAAAAAAUCCAUUAAUUUUAUAACUCUACAAUUCUUUUUAAGAAUUUUUC